Vicugna pacos (alpaca) is the source of this 1767-nucleotide messenger RNA. Lineage: Eukaryota; Metazoa; Chordata; Mammalia; Artiodactyla; Camelidae. The record is from RefSeq and is a predicted model, not a curated record.
UGGGCUGCGGAUCCGGACCAGUGGGGACUAGGAGCCAGGAUGCCUCAGUCUCGAAUGUUGCUGAGGGGGCUGAGGCCCUGGAUCCUGGGUCCGGGAAAGGAUGGAGGACUCAGAUUCCUCUGCCAUUAAGCUGUUGAGACUCAGAGGGUGGGCCAAGGCUUUAUUUAGCAAGACCCUGCUUUCCCCACCAUUUCCCUUGGGUGAGGCUGCCUCGGGUGAGGCAAGUUAUAAAAGCGCUGUUUCCUGGGAGAAAGAAAAGGAGAGUGUUCCUGCUGCCCUGAUCAUGAGCCCUGCCCUGCUGCUGGCCCUCCUGGGCAUCACCCACACCCUGACCGGAGUGCACGCCCUGAUCUGCAACCACGGGAGGAAGGAAACCGUGAGGGACAUAUCGGAGCUGCCUCUCCAGUGGACGACCAGCCAGGAGUCCUGUGAAGAUGGCUGGGGCUGCCAGGAAGUUCUGCUGCUCAUUGAGAAUGACCCUCUUUUGAACUUGCUGAUCCUCAAGGGCUGCACCCAGGCGGCGAAUCAGGAGGCCCGCGUCACCCAGCACAGGACAGGCCCCGGCCUCUCCGCUGUAUCCUACACCCACGUGUGCAGGGAGGAUCUGUGCAACAAUCUCUCCUCCACUGUCCCUCUCCGGGCCCUGCCCCCACCCACAGCCCUGGGGUCUGUGCGGUGUCCAGUCUGCUUGUCUACAGCAGGCUGUGGGUCUGCAGCUGAGAUGACCUGCCCCAUCAAGAGCUCGCACUGCUACAGUGGGGUCCUCCUGUUCAGCGAGGGUUGGCUGAUCCCAGCGGCAGCAUCUCCCUCCCUCUCUCUUUCCACAGGGGCCAUCUCUAGCCAUCUGAAAGUCCAGGGAUGUACAUCUCAAGAAGGCUGCAACCUGCUUAAUGGGACUCGGGAAAUAGGGCCCAUCACUCUGAGGGAGACCUGUGAUCCUCUAGCUCUUCUGUCCUGUCAUCGGGGAGUCAUGUUGCGGACUUCUGUAAACCUGGCUCAGGAACCGGUUGAAUGGACCUCGAAUGGGAAGCAGCUGUGUGAUCCUGGGGAAGUGUGUCAGGAGACACUUCUGCUCAUAGAUGUAGGACAGAAAUCACUCCUAGUGGGGAGCAAAGGCUGCAGCAAAGCCAGGACACAGGAUUCCCAGCCUAUCUCCAUACACUCGAGACCCCCAGGAGUGCUCGUUGCCUCCUAUGCCCGGUUCUGCUCCUCUGACGGGUGCAACAGCGCCAGCAGCAGCAGUGUCCUCUUGAACUCCCUCCCUCGUCCAGCUGCCCCUGCCUCAGGAGACUUGCACUGUCCAACCUGUGUGUCGUUUUUUGGAUCCUGCCCAGAAAACUCUGAAACUGUUAGGUGCCCUAGCGGCACCACUCACUGUUACAAGGGUUACAUUGCUCUCCAGGGAGGUGGGCUGAGCAUCUCAUUGAACGUUCAGGGCUGCGUGGCUCAACCUUCCAGCUCCUUGUUGAACCGUAUUCAGAAUAUUGGGGUCAUUUCCGUGGCUGAGAAGCGUGAUGAUGAGAAUGAGCCUUAGAAUGAGUUUCUACUCCCAGCUGGAGCUGCUCCUGCCCCCUACCUGGCUUGGGUGGUAGGGCUGGGGCUAUCUCUAGCCCUGUGGUGUGGAGCGCCCUCCCUGCUCAUCCCAUUUUCUCAUGAUUCUUAGCUCCUGCUGACCCCCAGUUCCCAGCCCUCCCUCUGACCUCAUAACUAAACAGUCUUGGACACUGAAUUAUUUCCCCAUCCUCUACACGAAUUAUCAUCCACCCC